This is a messenger RNA of Canis lupus familiaris (dog), 4585 nucleotides long. It is a transcript of the gene TUBB1, whose product is annotated as tubulin beta 1 class VI. Lineage: Eukaryota; Metazoa; Chordata; Mammalia; Carnivora; Canidae. Gene Ontology annotation, molecular function: GTP binding; GTPase activity; structural constituent of cytoskeleton. Gene Ontology annotation, biological process: mitotic cell cycle; microtubule cytoskeleton organization. The transcript is spliced from 5 exons. The record is from RefSeq and is a predicted model, not a curated record. Gene Ontology annotation, cellular component: microtubule; cytoplasm. The coding region runs from base 1423 to 2799 and encodes 458 amino acids.
UGUAUGUAUUUUUUUUAACGUGUGAAAAAAUGCUAAGUACAUGCAAAUUUCCUCCUCUCGAAAUUGCACUUUCUUCUCUUUACCUUCGGGGGUGGCAAGGUUUGGACCAGAAGCAUCUGCAAUCAUGUGGUCAUUCAGCUGGGAGUAGAAAAACAUUCCAACCUUAGAGAUGUUGCAAGAGUAUUAAUCUUGUACUUAGUUUGCAAAGAUUCACCAAUUGUUAACAUUUUGCCACAUUUGUUUAACCUGUCUCUCGACAUUUAUCACAUUGUUACCGUGGUUGCCCAACUGUUUGCCAGUAAGCUGGGGGCAAGGUGACUCCUGACCCUGAACGUUUUGUAGUUUCUCGGGAAAACAAGAAUUUCCAUUUGUGUAACCGUUAGGCCAGGAUCGAAUUCAGGAAAUACACGGUGGAUACAAUGUGGUUACUCGGUCUACAUGGUCUGUAUUCAGGUUUCUUAGCUGUCCUGCUAGUGUCCCUUACCGCAGCUUCUCGGCGGGGCCGGGAUCUGACCGAGGGUCACCCGGAGCUCUCGGUCCGCACAUGGCACAUGGCCCGUGAGGUCACUAGACAGUGCAGGACAAGCAGGCCUGUGCUGGCACCCACGGGGCAAAGUCCUUCUCCACGUCUGAUUUCUCCUGAGGGAUUCCAGCUCCUCCUACGUUGUGGCUCAGCUCCUUUGGGAGAAGUAGGGGCUGUUUUGCAGCCCAAAGUCCCCUCCUACAAAGCAGUUAGUGACUUUCCUGUCCUUACCACUGACCUCCCACCUUGGGCCUUGCCAGACAAUGUAAAGUAAAAAUGUCCACCCAUGUCUCCCUGAAGGGCAGCUCAGUGGCUGUCUGACCACUCCUGAGGAAAGACAGCUGGAGACCCUGGGAGCCAUGGCCGGUUCUGAAGGCCAGGGAGGGGCAUGUCUCGCUGGCUGCGGGACUACGGUGAAGUCACUUCAUGCUCUGGAUACGGUGGCCUCCCCUGUCAAGUGAUGGGUUGAGACAAAGGAUUCCUCAUGAUACUGCUGGCUUGGUCAGGGAAAGCUCUCUGGAGGUGGUCUGGUCACCCCAUGAGCUGGGAGCUGUGGCUCCCUUGUCAUAUCAUGAGCCCCCCCAGCAGGGAGCCCACAGGUCAGUGUCCACCACGGCAAGGCCCACAUCUCGUGCUAGGCCUCCAGGCACUGUGAACAAAGGCAGCCUUUGGUCUUGAACUCUAGGAAGUGACUGGGCGAUAUUCUGUGUUGGGAGAGGAAGAAACACCCCCUCCACCAGGAUGACAGGCAGAGAGCAGAAGAGUAGCAGUCGGGCCUCUUGGUCAGCUGGUCCCAUCAGUGUGGUGACCAGAGCCGUGUUGGGUGCUCACCAGUGCAGGGCGGCUCUCCCAGAGACCCAGGAUUCCGUGAAGACCCUACACUUGGACACAAAGCCAGGAUGCGUGAAAUCGUACAUAUUCAGAUUGGCCAGUGUGGCAACCAGAUUGGAGCCAAGUUCUGGGAGGUGAUUGGCGAUGAGCACGGGAUCGACUCAGUGGGCGGCUACUGCGGGGACUGUGCUUUGCAGCUGGAGAGGAUCAGCGUGUACUACAACGAGGCCCACGGUAAGAAAUAUGUGCCUCGGGCGCUGCUGGUGGACCUGGAGCCUGGGACGAUGGAUAGCAUCCGAUCCAGCAAACUGGGAGCGCUCUUUCAUCCAGACAGCUUCAUCUACAGUAACUCUGGGGCUGGCAACAAUUGGGCCAAGGGCCACUACACGGAGGGCGCCGAGCUGGCCGAGAGCGUGCUGGACGCCGUGCGCAGCGCCAGCGAGGCCUGCGACUGCCUGCAGGGCUUCCAGCUGGUGCACUCACUGGGCGGCGGCACGGGCGCGGGCAUGGGCACGCUGCUGCUGAGCAGGAUUCGUGAGGACUUCCCCGACCGCAUCCUGAACGCCUUCAGCGUCCUGCCGUCGCCCAAGGUGUCAGACACGGUGGUGGAGCCAUACAACGCCGUGCUGUCCCUGCAGCAGCUGGCGCAGCACGCCGACGCCUGCUUCUGCAUCGACAAUGAGGCGCUCUACGACAUCUGCGUCCGCACGCUCAAGCUGGCGGCACCCAGCUACAGCGACCUCAACCACCUGGUGUCCCUGACCAUGAGCGGCAUCACCACGUCCCUGCGCUUCCCGGGCCAGCUCAACGCCGACCUGCGCAAGCUGGCCGUGAACAUGGUGCCCUUCCCACGCCUGCACUUCUUCAUGCCCGGCUUCGCGCCGCUCACUAGCCGCGGCGGCCAGCAGUACCGCGCACUCACGGUGGCCGAGCUCACGCAGCAGGUGUUCGACGCGCGCAACGCCAUGGCUGCCUGCGACCCGCGCCGCGGCCGCUACCUGACCGUGGCCUGCAUCUUCCGGGGCCGCAUGUCCACCAGGGAGGUGGACGAGCAGAUGCUGACCGUGCAGACCCGGCACAGCAGCUGCUUCGUGGACUGGAUCCCCAACAAUGUCAAGGUGGCCGUCUGCGACAUCCCGCCGCCGGGUCUGAGCAUGGCCGCCACCUUCAUGGGCAACAGCACGGCAGUGCAGGAGCUCUUCAGCCGCGUGGCUGAGCACUUCUCGGCCAUGUUCCGCAGGAGGGCGUUUGUGCACUGGUACACCAGCGAGGGCAUGGACGUGGGCGAGUUUGCCGAGGCCGAGAGCAACAUCCAUGACCUGGUGUCCGAGUAUCAGCAGCUCCAGGACGCCAAAGCCGCUGAGGAGGAGGAGGACGCAGAGGCCGUGGGGGAGGCAGAAAUGGAGCCGGAAGACGGGCCCCAGGUACCUGGUGAGGCCGCGUGAGGCCUAAGCAGGGUCCCUGCAGGGUUCCUGUCCGCCCCAAUGAUCACAUGCGCAUCCCGGAGACAGGGCCCAGGUGGGAGCUGGGGGCACUGGGGCCUCCCGCUGGCAUUCGCUAACCUUUGAGACUUCCAUACUCCUGUGCAAACUCUAUUAACUGGUUUUUAAUAGCAAAGUGAAUUUGUUGCGAAGCACUGCCUUUGUUUAACAAUGUUGAUUGGGUAGUCACUGCACGCACAGCUCCCUACCAGACACCAAGACUCCGGGUGUGCGGCAUGUGCUCUCCACCCUUUCAUGGUGCUGACAAGCACCCUGCCACCCUUGCUUGGCACCCUUGCUAAGAGUCUUACCCUAGGUUCUGUCAUGUGUGCUGCCCAGCAUCCUACCUCCUGGUACUUGCUGGCCUCCAGAAGAGCCAGGUGACUAAUUGGUACGUGGGGAGCUGUGCAGCCAAGGCAAGUGAGUCAGCAUCCACUAGUGAAUUGUGUAGACCUUGUGUGCACGUCAGCGUACUAACUGGAAAGGGAAAAUGGGAGGAAAAAAAAGUGGCAAUGCUUUUCAUCAAAAUACCUGGCCAACCUCCCUCCCCCAAACAACAGGCAAAACUCACCAACUCCAAUCCUCUGAUCUUUAUUUCUGAAUAGCUAGCUUUUAAUGUGUGUGUUGAGAUAGUUUCUUAUGAGUGUUGGAUUCUGGGAAUUCAUUAAUCACCAUCUUCAGUUUUCCUUGUAAAGGCUAUUUCAAAAUGCCCUUUUCACUUUCAUUCAGUAAACACUUUCUGAAAGCGCUCUGUAGCCUCUGCUCUUUCAGAAAGGGCACCCGGUGUGCUGGGCAACCAUUCAAAUGCAGGAAUUCAGCAGCCGCCCGCUGCAGUGUCCUUCCUCCUUGUGGAGGACGUGAGCUCAUUAGGGAACUUUUACAGUUCAAAUUAAUUUGCAGAAGUUGCCAUAAAUGUUUGCAUGAUGACACAGCUUUAGCCAUUACCAGAGUUUAAUCUGCUCACAUUACAACAGGACCAAAUACACAGGAGUGUAAUCAAAUCAUCCAUAACUUUUUAAUUACAGUUUACCUAUUUCUGACAUACAGCACAGCCAUCCCUUCCAGGGCCAUAAGGGUCUUAAUGGCCUUCUAGAAUUACCACUGAGCUAUCCUAUUUGAUCCAUGGGUAGUCAGCAAUGGAAGAGGCUCUGACCCUCCCUGCAGGAAAUAUUUACUUGCAACCAACUAGGCUCUGGUUUCCCGAUUCGUGUUGGUAAUCUGCAAUAAGGUUAGCAGGUGGCUGCACAACACUGGCUGCUCAUGCUGAGAAACAUCACUCCUCAUGUAUGCAUUGUGAUAUAACUACACCAAAUCUGUAUGGGGAGAAAAUGAGGUUCUGCUAAUCAGCUUCACAAGCCUUUUACCUACAACACUUAAAAAAAAAAGUUUUAAACACUUUCUACUUGUGGUUCAAGCACUAAAACCAAAAGUAUAUUUAUUAGGAAACUGUACCUAUGCUGUUUGAAGUUCAUAACUUCUUAGAAACUAAAAAGACUUAUGACCUUUGAAGUUAUAAGAAUUUAUAUAUGCUUCCUCUAGCACUUUCCUUCUCCAAUCUAAAAAGGCAAUCAAAUAGAUACAAGGAAGAAUACAGAUCUAAAUUAAAAAAGAAAAAAAAAACCUGCUGAUUUAUAUUACUGUCAAGAUUUUUGUUUGCUCAAUAGUAAUCAUUAAAGUACAAGGAAAUUCAAUUUUAAAUGGCUAAAUUGCUUUAUUUCAGACUAAAUAAAUUCCUUUUCUUGGAGCCUAA